Molecule: messenger RNA, 2587 nt
Organism: Nothoprocta perdicaria
Lineage: Eukaryota; Metazoa; Chordata; Aves; Tinamiformes; Tinamidae
Gene: RIC3
Product: RIC3 acetylcholine receptor chaperone
Exons: 6
Coding region: 41-1222 (393 amino acids)
Biological process (GO): synaptic transmission, cholinergic; protein localization to cell surface
Cellular component (GO): intracellular membrane-bounded organelle; neuronal cell body; neuron projection
Source: RefSeq, a predicted model, not a curated record
CGCCUAACGGUCGCCCAACGGUCGCGCGCUCGGGGCCGCCAUGGCGUACUCGGCCUUCGGGAAGGUGGCGGCCGUGUCGUGCCUGGUGCUCUGCGUCUCCCUGCUGCUGCCGCGCGCCUUCCUGCCGCGGGGCGGCGGGAGGCCGGAGCCGGGCGCCGCGCCGUCCGCCGCGCCCGCGCCGCCCGACGGGAAACUUGCUCGCUUUCCACCAAGGAUGCAUUACCAAGUGACGCCCGACAGCCGAGCUGCCUCUCCUUUUCCAAGGUCCCACCUUGCUGAAGCAGUUGCCAAAGCCAAGGCAGGUGGAGGAGGAAGCAGUGGCGGAACUGGGAGAGGUCUUGUGGGGCAGAUUAUCCCUAUUUAUGGAUUUGGAAUCUUCUUAUAUAUCCUAUACAUUUUAUUUAAGCUGUCUUCCAAAGGAAAAACUGCAGCUGGGGAGCGGAAAUGUCCUCCUGCUGUACCUGGAAACAUGAAGAGGAAAAUCACUGACUAUGAGCUUGCCCAACUCCAAGAAAAACUGAGAGAGACUGAAGAAGCUAUGGAAAAACUGAUCAACAGAGUAGGACCUAAUUGUGACAGCAGAACUCAAAAUGUAACAACAGACCAAGAGAAAAGGUUGCUUCAGCAACUCCGAGAAAUUACCAGGGUUAUGAAAGAGGGAAAAUUCAUAGAUGGCAUCUCUCCUGAGAAGGAAGCUGAAGAAGCUCCCUACAUGGAGGACUGGGAAGGUUAUCCAGAAGAGACCUAUCCUGUCUAUGAUAAUUCUGAUUGCCUCAAGCGCAAACGGGACACGAUCCUUGUAGAUUAUCCUGACCCAAACGAGCCCUCUGCAGAGGAGCUGGCAGAAAGAAUGGAGGCCUUUGACGCUGAGGCUUACCUGUGCAAGGAGAGCCUGCUCUCGAAUCUCGCUGUGGGGAGCAGCGGCCGCAAUGUAGGGCAGAAGAUGAAUGAGGUAACCAGCAUCACUGACCAGGGCAGGGACCUUUGUGGCAGCCUGGACUUUGAGGAGAGCUGUUACCACUGCGAGGAGGACAGCGAUCCUGCUGUCUUGGCAGAGAAUGCCGGGUUCCUCUCGGAGAGCUGCAGUGAAGCAGAAGAGCCAGCCAGGGAGGACCUGUCCGGGGAGUCUGAUGAUGAAAACAUGGCACCGAGGGAGCAAAAAGUCAGUGAUUCAGAUGAAACAGGCACCCUGAGGAAGCGCAACACAAAAGCACUUGAGUAACAGAGAUGUGUGGACCUGCUCCUCAAUGGUGACUGUAGAGGUCCUAAGCUGUCUUUCAUGUAGGUUUUUGUUCAGAAGUUCCUGUUUACUUUCAUCUUGUACUAAUUCCAUUCCGACAGUGGUGAUCAUAUCAUCUGCUUCCUGAAGGAGAAGCCGGUGCCCUCCAUGAUGCAGUCUUUUCGUGGUUCAUGCUGCCUUGCCAGGAGCGCUUGGCCUUGCUUUUCAGAGGCUGGUGUGGGGGAGUGGGUUAUGCUCUUCAGCUAGCUGCUGAUUCCUUUGUCGUUCCUGAACAAUCACUUAUUUCAUUUGCUGUUGUCAUCCAAGAGCUAACUGAAUCUCUUUUCUGAUAACUGUCUGUGUGUUCCCUUAUGAAAAUGUAUCACUAUAUAUUUAGGAGGUUUUUAGGAGGAAAUACGCUUGCUUUCCAUUACUUGGAUGUUAAAUGAUGAGCCGACAGAAUGGACCAUGGUCACAGGAGUGCUACUCAGUUGUUACUGCUUCUGUAAACCAGAAAUGGUUGUCACUGCAAUCCACAUACUACCAGAGCUUCCCAACAUAGCUACGUGCUACAGGAGCUGAAGUUUAAUUUAAUUGACUUUGUAUCCUACAAAUGAGAGAGCAUGAAGUGUUAGGAGUUGUGCAUUGUCUCUGCUGCGGCCUUUAGACUGCCUGGCAAGAUGUCAAGAUGAGUGCAGGAUCAGACUGUGAUCUGUGUUAUGGAAGGCUACUGAAAACACCCCUGGGACUUGGAGAGCGCCAGCAGUGUAUUGAACAGCCUAUUUGAAUGCAGGUCAUAUGGCCUGUUUAACAAAUUACAUGUAGCCACAGGGUAGCAGCUUUAUUCUUAGGGUCACUCCACCACAGCCUGGGUGUGUUUGGAAGGACAGUGUCUUGGCUUACGAACUCACAGGCUGAGAUCAAUGCCUGCUGCCUUUGCGGUGUCUAUAGAGAAUCCUACUAUAAAAACCAGGCCCCACUAAAGGAAUAGGGAAAAUAACAGAGAAAGUGUACUGAAUAUUUAGCCUGUUCUAUAGGAACAUAUUUAUUUUUAAAUCAUUUGAUAAACCAGCUUUUAACUGACACAAGUCACUGGAAUGAAAGCUGUUUGUUUCAUACUACUUUGCCUGCUAAUACUGUCAUAUCCCCGCAAAUGAAGACUUUCAUCACAAGCUUCUCUAUCGACAUCCCUGCUCAGGCAGACAUUGUCCUCAUUGGAAAAUGACAUAUUGCUACCUUGCUACCAGAAGAGAGCUGUUGAAGGCCUGCCUUUACUCUGCUGCAAAUAAAUAACCAUGUUCUCUUCCCCUCUGAAAACAGGCUCACUGGUUAAAUACUCCUAAAAGCUAUAUGUGAGGAGAGACUGAG